UGUUCUAGAACAGGGGUGUCAAACUGGCGGCCCUCCAGCUGUUGCGAAUCUACAAGUCCCAUCUUACCUCUGCCUUUGGGAGUCAUGCUUGUAACUCUCAAUCUUGCAAUGCCUCCUGGGACUUGUAGCUGGAGGGCCGCCAGUUUGACACCCGUGUUCUAGAAGGCAGUGGUGUCAAACUGGCGGCCCUCCAGUUAUUGCAAAACUACAAGUCCCAUCAUGCCUCUGCCUUUGGGAGUCAUGCUUGUAACUGUCAAUCUUUCAAUGCCUCAUGGGACUUGUAGUUUGGCAACAGCUGGAGGGCCGGCAGUUUGACACCUGUGCUGUAAG
Staurois parvus is the source of this 330-nucleotide messenger RNA. The record is from the annotation of a GenBank genome assembly. NCBI's taxonomy places the organism in Eukaryota, Metazoa, Chordata, Amphibia, Anura, Ranidae.